AUGAGACCCCGGAAAACAUCUGCAGGCUACGACCUCACGCAUCUCGUUAUCGAAUCCGAAGGUACACUUGCGCUCGUCACGGAAGCGGUGCUGCGUCUUGCGCCGAUACCGCGGAAUUUGCAUGUUGGGCUAGCUACGUUCAAGACGUUUCAAGAGGGUGUCGAUGUUGUUGUUUCGCUGCAGAAACUGGGUCAUCGGCUUGAGGCGUUGGAGUUGGCGGAUGGGCCGCAGAUGCGGUGUGUUAAUGUGUCUGGUCUUGCGCCUGCACGUAUGUUUGAGGAAGUGCCGACGCUGUUUUUUAAGAUUGCGGGGCCGUCGAUGUAUAGUGUGCAAGACCAGAUCGCUGUUAUGCAGGAGCUAUGUAAAACACACGGCGCAUCGCAUGUUGAAAUCACGAAUGAGGAGGAAGCGGUGGGUGUGAUCUGGGGAGCGAGGAAGUGUAUGGGCACGGCUCUUCUUGCUAUGAAGAAGAAGGAUACGGAUCUUUUCUUACACAGCGACUGCGCAGUUCCUAUUUCAAAUCUCUCCCGCCUUGUCGCCGGAACUCAGGAUCUCAUAUCCCAAGCAUCGAUUGCGAAUCAAGCGGAUUGGUUCUGUGCGAAUGUCGGACAUAUCGGGGAUGGUAAUGUGCACUCCAGCAUCGUCUGCCCACAGGAGCAUUACGAUGCAGCCAUGAGUGUAAUCAUGGAUAUCGCGAGGUUGGCGCUGAGCUUAGAGGGUACAGUCACGGGCGAGCAUGGUGUGGGGAUGAAGUUGAGGGAUGCGCUGGAAGAAGAGGUGGGGAGUGAGGGUGUGGAGGUUAUGAGGGGGGUCAAGAGGGCAUUGGAUCCGAGGGGCAUUUUGAAUCCGGAUAAGGUUUUUAGGUUGGAGGGAGAGGAAAGAGAGGGGAUAACUGAGAUGUGGAAGGGGUUGCCGAGGCGAAGCCGUCUCGGAACUAGUUCCGCGGGUAACGAGUAUCAGCAGAGCAGUCGCGAGGGCGGAUAUGGCAAACCUCACGACAGCGACAGCAAGAUCGAGCAGGCCCUCUACGACGUGUAG
Alternaria triticimaculans is the source of this 1038-nucleotide messenger RNA. RefSeq lists its product as uncharacterized. The transcript is spliced from 3 exons. Gene Ontology annotation, biological process: lactate catabolic process. Gene Ontology annotation, cellular component: mitochondrion. NCBI's taxonomy places the organism in Eukaryota, Fungi, Ascomycota, Dothideomycetes, Pleosporales, Pleosporaceae. The record is from RefSeq and is a predicted model, not a curated record. Gene Ontology annotation, molecular function: D-lactate dehydrogenase (cytochrome) activity; flavin adenine dinucleotide binding; D-lactate dehydrogenase (NAD+) activity. Bases 1 to 1038 code for a protein of 345 amino acids.